AUGUUCAUCCCCAUUUCGAACCUCGCGAAGCGCGAUAGCGAUGAUGGACUCUCCCCUGCUAUGGUCGAUCUCCUUAUCUCUCUCCUGGUCCUCAUCUUUCUCGGUCUUGCUCUGGUUGGUGCCCUCCUGGUCCUGCGCCGCAAGCGCCUGAUCCGGGAAGAGAGCAAUCUUCCUGUUCACAACGGCCAGUGCGUGCCCAGCCAUCGCCGUUUUACGGUCUCCGCCUCGCCAAAUGCCAGGACCGAGUCCGUUCUUGUGUACGACGAGAAGCGCAGCCUCAUCGAAAACUCGUCGAGCCCCCCGUCCAGCCCUGUCCCCGAGAUCCGCAUUACAUUCCCUGAGGAGGAGGACGAAUCCGGAAAGCGCAAGUCUGGCCGCGUUGUGGUCGUGAGGAUUACCGAUGCCGGCGGUGUUGGUCUGGAACCCUGCAACGAAGAGCUCCCGCCUUAUCAGUCAAGCGAUGCGGAACGAUUCCAGUCGUUGGAUAUCGAGCGCAUGGGCGGACUGAAGGAGAAGGAAGCUACGGCUAGAUGGUCUUAG
Messenger RNA from Aspergillus heteromorphus CBS 117.55, 540 nucleotides. RefSeq lists its product as uncharacterized. Lineage: Eukaryota; Fungi; Ascomycota; Eurotiomycetes; Eurotiales; Aspergillaceae. Bases 1 to 540 code for a protein of 179 amino acids. The record is from RefSeq and is a predicted model, not a curated record. The transcript has a single exon.